Messenger RNA from Cuscuta epithymum, 1048 nucleotides. The record is from the annotation of a GenBank genome assembly. NCBI's taxonomy places the organism in Eukaryota, Viridiplantae, Streptophyta, Magnoliopsida, Solanales, Convolvulaceae.
AAAAAACUCCUAAAAAAAAUCAUUACCAUUUUAUACCAUUUUCACACUUCUCUCUUUAUUAAACAAACGCCUUCUAAAUUUUCUCUUCACUGGUGACAAGAUUUCUGGUUUUAAAAUGCUCUCGGGAGAUCUCUGAUUUGACAAGAUAAAUUGCCGAUGGCGGCUGAGACACAAGCUUUGCUACUAAACCAGCACAAAGAAAAGCACUUCAGAGCUGGAGAAGUUGUUCGUGACAUCAUCAUUGGUGUAUCGGAUGGCCUCACCGUCCCCUUCGCUCUCGCUGCCGGGUUGUCCGGUGCCAAUGCCUCAUCCUCCAUCAUACUCACGGCGGGCAUCGCCGAGGUUUCCGCUGGCGCUAUCUCUAUGGGCCUUGGCGGGUAUUUAGCAGCUAAGAGCGAGGCAGGUCACUAUGCAAGAGAAAUGAAAAGAGAACAAGAAGAGAUUAUAGCAGUACCUGACACAGAGGCGGCUGAAGUAGCAGAGAUACUGUCACAAUAUGGGAUAGAGGUACAUGAGUACACUCCUGUGGUGAAUGCUCUUAGGAGGAAUCCCCAGGCUUGGCUUGAUUUCAUGAUGAAGUUUGAGCUUGGCUUAGAGAAGCCAGACCCAAAAAGAGCAUUGCAGAGUGCGUUUACAAUUGCCAUUGCCUACAUCAUUGGUGGCAUAGUCCCUCUUUCUCCUUACAUUUUCAUCCCAAUGGCAAGAAAGGCUGUCAUAGCAUCCGUUAUCAUAACGGUAAUCGCGCUCUUUUUGUUUGGUUAUGCAAAGGGGUACUUCAUAGGCAACCAACCAUUCAGGAGUGCUCUUCAGACUGCUUUUAUAGGAGCUCUAGCUUCGGCAGCAGCAUUUGGCAUGGCUAAGGUUGUCCAUGGAUAGAGCUUGUUAUUCUCUUAAAAUCUCUACGAUAAAAUAGUAGCAAUUUUAUUCUUCACUAUAAAGAGAUUAGUUUCUUUUAAUCUCUAUUGAUAACAUAAAAAAGUGUUAAUUUUGCUGUUUGUGCUAGAAACAACAUCCCGCAUUAGUCUCAAAAGAUAUUGAGGUCGGCUAA